Molecule: messenger RNA, 621 nt
Organism: Mollisia scopiformis
Lineage: Eukaryota; Fungi; Ascomycota; Leotiomycetes; Helotiales; Mollisiaceae
Exons: 3
Coding region: 1-621 (206 amino acids)
Source: RefSeq, a predicted model, not a curated record
AUGAAGCCUUCUACGCUAUCAAAGAACAACCAGAAAUGGGACUUGCGUAAAGAAGAGAUCUAUCAAUUCUACGUUGAAGAGAAGCAUACACUUCCAAUCACAAUGCAUACAUUCGAGCAGAAAUAUGGUCUCAAGGCAAGCAUGCGGAAGUGGAAGCUAAAGCUCGAUGAAUGGAAGUUCAAUAAGAAUAUUCGAACAGACGAAAUGCUUUUCGUCCUCGCGAAGGGAGAAAAGCGAGCAAAGCACGAUGGAAAAGACACCGUCUUCUUUCAUGGAGGAUCACGAAUUAAGAGGCAGAAGAUCGAAAAGUUCAAGAGAAAGAGUGUGGCGAAUCAACAGACUGAUGGGACUGUCGAUUCCAAAACUCCGGAAGCAAUAAGGUACCAUACUCCAAGCCCGAACGAGGAUUUAACCGCCGACGAGCUUCCACUUCCUCAGCACCAACCGAGUGUACUCGAUAAAGAUGAGCAUCCAAACUUGUGUCAUCUUCCAACCACUGAAGAUGUGGCAUUUCGUCAACAAGAAAUAUUAGUAAUGGACAAGCGCUACGAGUUUAACACAAUUCAUGAGCUAUCGGCAGCUGUACCAGGAGCCCUCUUAACUUUCAUUCACUUCCAUUAA